This is a messenger RNA of Gracilinanus agilis (Agile Gracile Mouse Opossum), 3045 nucleotides long. It is a transcript of the gene CFP, whose product is annotated as complement factor properdin. Lineage: Eukaryota; Metazoa; Chordata; Mammalia; Didelphimorphia; Didelphidae. The record is from RefSeq and is a predicted model, not a curated record. The coding region runs from base 1218 to 2915 and encodes 565 amino acids. The transcript is spliced from 9 exons.
CACACACACACACACCAUCAAUCAACCAAGUGCCGGGGGAAGAGGUGGCCUGUCCCUUUCCCAAGGCCGACCCCUCCACUGAUGGCUUUGGCAUCUCCUCUCCCUCUAGUGGGCUGUGCUGCCUCUCUCUGUCGCCCAUCUUAUUCUCUACCUCUUCGUGCCCCCCAAGGCCUAGGAAGUGUCAUGUGUAGGUACCGUGGGCAGCAGGAUGGCAGCGAGGUGGCCCUGGGGACCACGUGGUCGGGGGUCCCCAGGGGUCAGAGUGCAGGCGGACUCGGGAGUGGCCAGUGGCAAUUUUAUUGAGGGCGGGGCUGCUAUUCGUGGGGCCAGUGGAAUUUUGGGAACUCGGUCCCGUUCUGGCACAAGCAGUGCCAGGUGCCGAUCCGCAAGGCAAGCGGCGCGCACAUAGCUUGCUUCCGAGCUCCCAGACGCGAGUUUUCUGGACGUAGCGGAUCGUCACGUCGACGUACGGUUGCUCAGCUGGGCUCGGCGCUUCAGCGGGUGACGCCCCAGCAAGGCUCCCGAUGAAGUUGGUGCCCUCGUGGGUUUUUGGCAGGCCAUCUGAUAACUUAAGGAAGAAUGGGCCGGGUUCAAGCUGAGGGGAAAGACUCCGUGUCUAUGGCUUCCGAGCGAAUGGCUUUGCCAGAGGCCUUGCCUUCUGGGCUGCACUGUCACCACCGGGGGCUGCAUAGCCCUGUCUGCGUCAGCUCCUCAGCAGUAAACAGUGAGCCGGAGGAGAAGGCCCUGGCCGAGCACCCCGCUGCCUCCAGUGAGAAAGCCCCCCGUGGGGUCACAGAGUGGGACGUGAGAGCAAAGGACGGCAUUCGCCGCUUCCUCUGACGGCCUCGGGUCAGCUCGGGGCACUCGGUUCCUCUCUUCCUCCUGGACUCUGGGGGUGCUGCCCUCUGCCCUACUCCGCCAUCUCUAAAUGCUCGCUCUGUCCCGGCCCGUCUCCUCUCCCUGCAGAUGACUCCCAGACCUUUCGAUCCAGCCUCAUCCUCUCUCUCGACCUCCAGGCCCACAUCACUCGCGAGCCGCUGGAUCUCCCUCGGCCGUCGGCCCAUCUGCGUGUGGGCCUCCGAAGCCCCGGAAGGACCAGCCCAACCCCUUCUCUCCAGCCGCCCCUUCCUCGAGGGGCCCCUCUCCGCCGUGUCUUCUGCCCAGUUGCCAAAAGGCCCAGGUGGGCGCCCUGGAAUGGGGCCUGAAGAGGGCAGGCGAUGCAGCUGCCAUCCCAGGGAGCGAGAGAGCAAAUACAGAGGAAAGAGCAGGGCCGGGGGGAGCCCAGGCUAGCUGGGGGCUCGGGGCCCCAGUGGGGAAAGGGCCAAUUCGAGCCUUCUUCCUCUAGUUCCUUCCUCCUUGAGGCCUGGCUUCCUCUUUGCCUGCUGAGUCAGGGGGCUGACCCAGAGAUGGGGGCAAAGGGGAUGGAGGCAGUGGCGCCAGGCAGGGCUUUAAAACCUGGAAGUCCCCACCUUCCUUUCCAACUGGUCGCCACGGCCUUCGGCCCCAGCUGUCCCCGGCUGCCCACGAUGCUGCCGCCGCUGCUACUCGCGCUCCUGGCUCUCCUUUCGUCCUGGGGGGCAGGCGAGGAGGCCGUGCGCUGCUUCUCCAACUUUGAGGAGGCUUCCAGCCGCUGCGUGGGGUUCCUGGGAGAAGGUGUCAGCAAGCGUGCCUGCUGCCUCAAUGCUGCCCACGGUUUCCAGAUCCCAGGAAGCCAAACCUGCCAGGCCUGCGGGGCCCCUCGCUGGUCCCCGUGGUCCUCCUGGUCCCCCUGUUCCGUGUCCUGCAUGGAGGGCUCCCAGCUGCGUCAUCAGCGAUGCCUCGGCCAGGGGGGCCCGUGCCCUGGUGAGGGGCAGCCUGGGAGCCUUCGAUGGGAAUUGCAGGCAUGCCAGGACCGGGACUGUUGCCCAGAGGCUGGUGGUUGGUCGGCCUGGGAGCCGUGGGGCCCCUGCUCUGUGACUUGUGCCCAGGGUCUGCGGAGCCGCCGAAGGGCCUGUGACCAGCCGGUCCCAAAGUGUGGGGGCAGCUGCCCUGGCAGGGAAACCGAGACUGAGCCGUGUGAUACGCAGGUCCCGUGUCCCACCCAUGGGGUCUGGGCAGCCUGGGGGCCUUGGGGGCCUUGUUCAGCCUCCUGUCUCGGGGGGCCCCAGGCCCCUAGCCAACGCAGAUCGAGAACGUGCUCUUCUCCGGCCCCCUCGGUCCAACCCCCAGGAAGGCCCUGCUCUGGCCAGGCCUAUGAACAGCGGGGCUGCCAGGGCCUCCCACCGUGCCCUGUGGACGGUGGCUGGGGUCCCUGGGGGUCUACCAGCCCCUGCUCGGUGACCUGUGGCCUGGGGCGGAUCCGGCAGCAGCGGCUGUGCAGUCAGCCCCCACCUCAGCACGGGGGUGCGGCCUGUGCUGGAGACGCUACCCAGGAUGGCCUGUGCGACACAGGAAAGCCCUGCCCGGUCGAUGGUCACUGGAGCCCUUGGGAGCCCUGGGAGCCCUGUGCCCGGCUCCCUAAGUUCCACAUUGCAUGUGAAAAUGUGCCAGGCCAGCAGCAGCGCUUUCGCAAGUGCGAGGGCCGCCUCCACCAAGGCCGCCGCUGCCCGGGCCACUUCCAGGAGUCUCGCCAUUGUUACAACAUCCACCAGUGCCUCUUGGAUGGCUACUGGGCAGCCUGGGGGCCCUGGGGUCUCUGCCAGCCCCCCUGCGGGCCCUCUCCCACCCGCUCCCGACAUCGUCAGUGCACUGCCAAGCUGCCUGCUUACUCGCCCACGGUGACCACGGUGGAAGGCCAGGGGGAAAAGAACGUGACAUUCUGGGGGAGCCCAAGGCCCCGCUGCUCCGAGCUGCAGGGCCAGAAGCAGAAGGUGGAGGAGAAGAGGCCAUGUCUGCACCCUCCGCCCUGCAAGGACCCCCUGCUGGACAGAACCUGAGCCAGCUCUUUCCCCCCGCCCCACCCCCCUCCGCCGGGGUUUAUCCUGGGGGAGGCAGGGGAGGGCAGGAGGGGAGAUGCCACCCUUUCCUCAUAUAGCCCCACCCCAAAUAAACAGCUUUCUCGGCUCA